Messenger RNA from Coregonus sp. 'balchen', 16586 nucleotides. The record is from the annotation of a GenBank genome assembly. NCBI's taxonomy places the organism in Eukaryota, Metazoa, Chordata, Actinopteri, Salmoniformes, Salmonidae.
AUGUUACAGUACGAGUCGGAAGUCCCCACCAAAAACGGAACCACUCCCCCCACCACCACCCCACUGAAAAUCAAAACCAAGCAUUCUCACAACACUCUGGUCUGGUUUAUUGAACGUGAGAAUUGACAGGUCAUGGCACAGAUAGGUUUUCUGAAAGGACUAGGCUAGGCUAAUCUCUCCUCUCCCCAUCCUCUUCUCUCAUAGGGAAGAAGAAGAACCCAGGUCUCAAGCUCUCCAAAGAGGUCUUUGAGCAGCCCCCACCUGCACCCCCAGUGUAAGGCUUCUUCUGUCAUUGGUUGGCUGGAUUCCAGGUUGUCUUUUUCGUGGUCACGCUGUGCAUUUCAGAUGAUUGCUAUAUCAUAUUAAUGUGGUUCCUGAGAUGGUCGGCUAAACACUAUUGUGAGAUCUCAUCAUCUGUGCAGCACGACUCCAAAAAAAGAUGCCCUGGAAAUUCGCUGUGUGUGUCUGUGUCACAAACGUCAUGAUGACCUCUGUGCAGAUUAUGUAUUUUGUUUUAAUUUCUUAAUAAUGGUGAAGAAAACCACUGAUGCCAGAGAGAAACUAACAAAAGAAACAGGGAGAGUGUGCUGAAGAGGUAGUUGUACUGUAAUAGACGAUGAGGUUAUGGUUUUAGUUUCAUAUGCAGAUGUCAUUACCUGAAUCUCCUCUCACAAAAAGCCUAAACUAUACGACCCAGGAUUUAAAUGGCAUCUUGUGAAAGUACAGUGACACAGUGUGAUGUUCAAUAAGAGCAUUAGUCGUUUCUGUUAACACUUUGAUAUCGAUGUCACAUUUUAAACGAAUGCAUGGUGUUAAUCCCACUACCUAUCCUCUCUCCUCAGCCCCCCUCGAGAUCUGGAUUCGAAAGCCUGUGUUACCAUUGGAGAGAAGGUAAGGAAGGGAAGAACGUGAUGUUCAGGCUGUAGUACUUCAGUUUCUAUCACCUUUGUGGUUUUACCUGGGUCAUGUUCAUUAGAAACCAAUCGGACGAAAAUGGACUGAAACAGGAAGGGACUACCUGGGGUAUAUUCAUUACGCCGAUUCUGUUGGAAAACGUUUCUUAAACGGAAUGAAACGGGGACAGACCUUUCUGAAUCUGUCCAAUAGAAACUCAUGUUUUAGUUACAAUUUUCUCAACUGUUUGGACUAAUGAUUACACCCCUGGGCUUGUCCUAUAAGAAGCGCUUAUUUUUGUUUUUUGAUGCUAAGGUUUUUGAAAACGUUUUCUUUUGCAUGCCCUAAUAAACACGACCCUAGCGUUUUCUCUAAUGCAUUUACUGGUUGACUUUGAUGUGACUGAUAGACUUCUCUCACGCUGUGCAUCUCAGAACAACAUGACGAUGACCUCUGUGCAGAUGAUGUAUUUGUUUUAAUUUCUGAAUAAUCCUGAUGAAAGAAACCACUGAUGCCAGAGAGAAACUAACCAAAACAAAAAAAUAGGGAGAGUGUGCUGAAGCGGUAGUUGUACUGUAAUAGACGAUGAGGUUAUGGUUUUGGUGUCAAAAUGCUGAUGUCAUUACCUGACUCAUCUGACAGAAAUCCUAAACUAUACCACCCAGCCUUACCUGGACUUGUCCAAUAAGAAACGCUUAUUUUUUGUUUUCUGUUGUCCUAAUGAACACGACUCUGGGGUUUUCUCUAAUGCAUGUAUUGGUUGACCUUGAUGUGGUUGGCUGAUAGACUUCUCUCUCCACUGUUUCUCUCCUUCUGGCCAGAACUUUGUUAUGAAGGCAGAUGACUUGGAGCAGAUCGGGGAGCUUGGGAGGGGAGCGUAUGGCGUGGUGGACAAGAUGAGACAUGUGCCCAGUGGCCUUAUCAUGGCCGUCAAGGUGGGUGGAGUGCUCCAGGGUGCAUGUUUAGUGCGCAAAUGUUGUGUAACGUUGCAGAUAGAAAUGCUAUGAAUAGAGACAACACGGUUCCUUGUUCUACAUGUCAGAGGCAUGUUUGUUCUACAUAGCAUGUUUCUAUCUGAAUGUUCCAAAAUGUUGUAUUCUGCUGAACGCACGUGGUCCCAGUCCUCAAAAGUCAACAGGCAUUUUAGAUUUGUAUAUCUGAGAUGUUUAUUAGAUAUUUGUGUGCGUGUCACAUAUAAAGACAAACCACACAGCUCUAUCUCGGCGUCAACACUCCUGACCAACAAAGACCUCUGUGCAGAUGAUGCAUUUGUUUUAAUUUCUGAAUAAUCCUGAUGAAAGAAACCACUGAUGCCAGAGAGAAACUAACCAGGGAGAAUGUGCUGAAGAGGUAGUUUAACAGUAAUAGAUGACUGUAAGGUUAUGGUUUUGGUGUCGUAUGCAGAUGUCAUACCAAAUUCAACGUUUAUUUACACUGGGAAGUCGUACUCUUUAACAAGUGAGCCCUGAACUAUAUUCAAAAUACACACAUUAAAUACAUACAUUAUGGAAGAGCUAAUUGGUGUUCCUGUGAGUCUUCCAUUCAAAUUGCCGUGGUCUGAGCUGAGGGGCUUUGUUCCUUCUAGUGAUUGUAUUUCUGUGGCUAGUCCUGAUGGUCCGUGUCCUCCCUCCCUCCCCAGAGGAUCCGGGCCACAGUGAACACCCUGGAGCAGAAGAGACUGCUGAUGGACCUGGACAUCUCCAUGAGGACCGUGGACUGCUUCUUCACGGUCACCUUCUACGGCGCUCUCUUCAGAGAGGUCAGCUCUCUGUAGCACAUAUACUGGGUUUACCUGAACACUGUCACUCAGCACCACAUCUGUAGCACAUAGACUGGGUUUACCUGAACACUGUCACUCAGCACCACAUCUGUAGCACAUAGACUGGGUUUACCUGAACACUGUCACUCAGCACCACAUCUGUAGCACAUAGACUGGGUUUGCAGAGGCAGCCCAACUAUUACAUUUUGCCAAUUUAUUGGCAAAAGAUCUGAUUGGUCAAAAGACCAAUUAUUGGCAAAAGAUCAGAAUUGGGCUACUUGUGUAAACGCAGCCAUAGACUGGGCACCGUCAAAUUAACUCUUGUUCAGUUUGUUGUCAAACUACGAUGAGGAGUUAUCUGGACUUCAUCUUAAUUGGUAAAACAAAUCUGUCCUCGUCUCAUUCCCUUCAUCAACUGGUUAGAAAAUACUUAACAGGUUGUUAUGUUCCCCAGCAAGAAAACCAAAAAUUGUCACUCAAACGGGAACUAACAGAGUCACUGAUAACAACCAAAAGGAAACAGGUGGGGUUUUAAGAGGGGUUCUAAAAGACACUCAUGAUGUCCACUGAAAGUUGACUAGCAACAACAACUGGGACCUAAGACAUCCAUCAUGAGCGGCCACAAAAUUUCCCCAAAAGAGGCAAACAAAAUAAAAACCCACACCAAACUUAAAGACAGGAACCCAAAAAGUGGAGAAAAAUUAAAACAGGGAUGUUUUUCUAGAAAUGAAAUGGGGAGAGCCAACUAAAGGUGUUGACCCUCCACAUCUCUCAAGACAACUGGAGCACUGGGCCAGCCUCUCUCUUAAAUAUCACCUGGGCCAGCACAGGUCAAACACCUUCCGAGUAACGAGAUGGACAAGCCAGCACAGGUGUAACUCAUACUGACUAACGAGGUGACACCAAUCGGUGCGCCCUACGUGCUAACGUGCUGUACGUGCUAAAAGUCCAACCUCAAAACAUACAUGGAAAAAACCAAAACCUUUAACAAGGUGAAAACGUUAUGGUGGAAACCCAUCGCUAGGCUGGCUUUCUCUUGGCCCUCAAAUACAUUUUCAUUUCGGGUGCGUUUUCAAACUACGAUUAAAAGUAGUCUCCUCCGUAUUAAUCAUGGAAGGACUUAUUUGCUUUUUUUUUUACUGUGUUUUUGUGUGUCACAAUGACCUCAGUGCAGAUUUAUAUAUUUGUUUUAAUUUCUGAAUAAUCCAAUAAAAUGUGAUUUGAAGGAAAUCACUGAUGCCAGAGAAACUAAACAAACAACAACAAAGAAACCAGUCUGAGUGUUCUAAAGAGGUAGUUGUACAUGAAUGGGUGAUGUCUCUGCGUUGCCAGGGUGAUGUGUGGAUCUGCAUGGAGCUGAUGGACACGUCUCUGGAUAAGUUCUACAAGCAAGUGAUAGAUAAAGGCAUGACCAUCCCUGAAGACAUUUUGGGGAAGAUCAGUGUAGCGGUGAGUGGACACCUGGGUCGUGUUCAUCAGGGCACGCAAUGGAAAACAUUUUAAAAAACGCAUUGCAACCAAAAACUAAAAUGAGUAUUUUGUUAUUGGACCAGGUCCAGGUAGUUCCUCCCUGUUUCAGUUCGUUUUUAUUCUGUUUGUUGCCUAAUGAGCACAACCCUGCAGGGUUACUGAAUUAAUGCUUAUAGCUACAGUAUAACAUGACGAUGACCUCUGUGCAGAUGAUGUAUUUUGUUUUAAUUUCUGAAUAAUCCUGAUGAGAGAAACCACUGAUGCCAGAGAGAAACUAAACAGAACAAAAAAACAGGGAGAAUAUUGAAGUACACUUUCAUAUUGAUAUGAUUUAUAUUGUCAUUUGUAAAUAAAUAAAAUAAAAAAAUAAAUGUACACACCAGGUUGGUAUGACACUGUAUUAGGACCAGUCACACAGCUAGUCCUGUUCCCUCAGGUUAUCUGUCAUUAAAAUCCAGUGUGUGUAACCGUCUCUGUCUCUCUCCAGAUCGUCAAGGCUUUGGAGCAUCUGCAUAACAAACUUUCAGUGAUACACAGAGGUAAAUGAAGGACAAGACUGUGUUAUCCCGCUGAGCUAAAGCCAAGUCAAACAUACAUUUCGCUUGGGGAGCUGGGAGCUAACACAAGUCUUCAGGUCUCGGGCACGGUUGCUCAUCACUCGAUCACCUCCUUUACAUUUUAGUCAUUUAGCAGACGCUCUUAUCCAGAGCGACUUACAGUUAGUGAAUGCUUUACCCAUGCUGAUCUGAAAUGUCCCUUUAUUUUCUUUGCAUUCCACCACGUUUGGGGGGACUAAACUAUUCAUUAUUAUUUUUAAAAAAUCUUUAUUUUUGUAAAUAUGUCCCUUCUUUGUGCAGAUGUGAAACCGUCCAACGUGCUGAUCAACACACAGGGUCAGGUGAAGAUGUGUGACUUUGGCAUCAGCGGCCACCUGGUGGACUCUGUGGCCAAGACCAUGGACGCCGGCUGCAAGCCCUACAUGGCGGUGAGUUGGAAUGGGGAGAGAGAUGGGUGAGCUCUGACACCUUCUCGGCCAUGUUCAGUAAGCACCAGGGUUUUGGUUAGCCGGUAAUGGCCAGCUUUUGGUUUUAAUUUUUUUUGGAGAAUCCCAAAAAUUGCUGUAGCAAAAUAUUGCUUUUUAGCCUGUUCAUGGAUGGAAACCCCAUCGAUGUAAAAGCAUUUGACCGGUCAUGCUUACAGUGCAUUCGUAAAGUAUUCAGACACGUUCCCGUUUUCCACAUUUACAGCCUGAUUUUAAAAUGGAUUCAAUUAAUUUUUUCCCUCAUUGGUCUAUACAUAAUACCCCAUAAUGACAAAUCAAAAACAGGUUUUUAGAAAUGUUUGCAAAUGUAUUACAAAUAAAAAACCGAUACCUUAAUUACAUAAGCAUUCAGACCCUUUGCUAUGAGACUCGAAAUUGAGCUCAGGUGCAUCCUGUUUCCGUUGAUCAUCCUUGAGUCCACUCGUGGUAAAUUGCGCUUCCCAUUUGCCAUUUUAUAUAUGCGACGGUAUAGGUAGGCAUCAGUACGUCACACCACUUUGUAAUGAGCUGGAGGCAGUGUUCAUGUUGAAAACAUACUUACAUGUAACUGUUUGAAACCUGAACGUUUUACUACAUAUUAUGAGACGUCUUACCUUCCUUACAAGGAAAAUCCGAACAUAGAAACGUGGAGGCAAUUAUUUUAUAAGGACUUCCAUUUGCCAUUGAAACCAGUAGCAUAUUUCUCGCAUGUUCUAUUGGUUUUCAAAUCAACUUUCUUUCAUUGUCCAGUAGCCAAAGGCACAAUCCUAGUCAUAUUAGAAACCCAUUCUAGUUGUUGCAUCUUUAGUUCUCCCCUCUCUAAAUUGUUUGUGCGGUGCGCAUUUGACAACAGGGUUUUCAUGCUAAUUGCAUUUUCAAACGAACAGCCGCGUGUAGCUUUCUGCCUUGUGCUCAUUGCUGCGCUAAUAAUGUGAAGAAAUAAUCAUUUAUCAACAUUUUAAGUUAACAUUCUGAUCUGUUGCAUCAGCCUUGUUGUUUUUUUAUGUAGCCUAGGCCUACUGGUUGUAUGAAUUUGGAAUCCUUCGUCCCACAACUGUCCCAGAGUCUGUUUGGAAUAGGCUAUUUCUUUCUCGCACAGAAUGAUAAGCUGACCAAUAGAAUAGGUCAACUUUUCUACUAUGCGGGAUAAUAGAUUGACAUAGGCUAGUGAUUUUGCUGUUAGUUUCUCGUCUUGUUAGCUGAGGAGAAGUAAUGUAACAGUUAUUCUAAGAUCUUCAAAGUGCGCAUCAGAAUUCGGUAAGAAGGACGCACGCCUUCUUGCAUCUUUGAUGUUCUUUUAAGAUGAAUAACCAUAAUCUAAAUGUGAUUUCGGUGGGUGGACGCCCUAAAAUGCGUACAUUUCGUAAGUGUGUACAUUUCAUGUCUGUUAAAUUAAAGUGCUGCCGGUCAAAUGUCCUGCGUAACCCUGGUAGGCACCAUAUGGGAAACGUUUUAGAGAAGUUUGACACGGAAUAAAUGAAAUGAAAUGUCCAUAUUGGACAAGUUAAUGUGGUACUACCUCUUACGUACCGACUGAACACGACCCUGGGUGCAGUCAUGGGUUAGGCAGAUUCCUUUUUCGUGGUCAAGCUGUGCUUGCUAUAUCAUGUUGAUGUGGUUCAUUUACAUUUUACAUUUACGUCAUUUAGCAGACGCUCUUAUCCAGAGCGACUUACAAAUUGGUGCAUUCACCCUAUAGCCAGUGGGAUAACCACUUUACAAAUUUUUUUUGUUUUUUUUGGGGGGGGGUAGAAGGAUUACUUUAUCCUAUCCCAGGUAUUCCUUAAAGAGGUGGGGUUUCAAAUGUCUCCGGAAGGUGGUGAGUGACUCCUGGCGUCAUGAGGGAGCUUGUUCCACCAUUGGGGUGCCAGAGCAGCGAACAGUUUUGACUGGGCUGAGCGGGAACUAUGCUUCCGCAGAGGAAGGGGAGCCAGCAGGCCAGAGGUGGAUGAACGCAAUGCCCUCGUUUGGGUGUAGGGACUGAUCAGAGCCUGAAGGUACGGAGGUGCCGUUCCCCUCACAGCUCCAUAGGCAAGCACCAUGGUCUUGUAACAGAUGCGAGCUUCAACUGGAAGCCAGUGGAGUGUGCGGAGGAGCGGGGUGACGUGAGAGAACUUGGGAAGGUUGAACACCAGACGGGCUGCGGCAUUCUGGAUGAGUUGUAGGGGUUUAAUGGCACAGGCAGGGAGCCCAGCCAACAGCGAGUUGCAGUAAUCCAGACGGGAGAUGACAAGUGCCUGGAUUAGGACCUGUGCCGCUUCCUGUGUAAGGCAGGGUCGUACUCUCCGAAUGUUGUAGAGCAUGAACCUACAGGAUCGGGUCACCGCCUUGAUGUUAGCGGAGAACGACAGGGUGUUGUCCAGGGUCACGCCAAGGCUCUUCGCACUCUGGGAGGAGGACACAACGGAGUUGUCAACCGUGAUGGCGAGAUCAUGGAACGGGCAGUCCUUCCCUGGGAGGAAGAGCAGCUCCGUCUUGCCAGGGUUCAGCUUGAGGUGGUGAUCCGUCAUCCAUACUGAUAUGUCUGCCAGACAUGCAGAGAUGCGAUUCGCCACCUGGUUAUCAGAAGGGGGAAAGGAGAAGAUUAGUUGUGUAUCGUCAGUGUAGCAAUGAUAGGAGAGGCCAUGUGAGGAUAUGACUUGGUGUAUAGCGAGAAUAGGAGAGGGCCUAGAACUGAGCCCUGGGGGACACCAGUGGUGAGAGCACGUGGUGCGGAGACAGCUUCUCGCCACGCCACUUGGUAGGAGCGACCGGUCAGGUAGGACGCAAUCCAAGAGUGAGCCGCGCCGGAGAUGCCCAGCUUGGAGAGGGUGGAGAGGAGGAUCUGAUGGUUCACAGUAUCAAAGGCAGCAGACAGGUCUAGAAGGACAAGAGCAGAGGAGAGAGAGUUAGCUUUAGCAGUGCGGAGAGCCUCCGUGACAGAGAAGAGCAGUCUCAGUUGAAUGACCAGUCCUGAAACCUGACUGGUUUGGAUCAAGAAGGUCAUUCUGAGAGAGAUGGCAAGAGAGUUGGCUAAAGACGGCACGCUCAAUAGUUUUGGAAAGAAAAGAAAGAAGGGAUACUGGUCUGUAGUUGUUGACAUCAGAGGGAUCGAGUGUUGGUUUUUUGAGAAGGGGUGCAACUCUCGCUCUCUUGAAGACGGAAGGGACAUAGCCAGCGGUCAAGGAUGAGUUGAUCAGCGAGGUGAGGUAGGGGAGAAGGUCACCGGAGAUGGUCUGGAGAAGAGAGGAGGGGAUAGGGUUAAGCGGGCAGGUUGUUGGGCGGCCUGCAGUCACAAGUCGCAAGAUUUUAUCUGGAGAGAGAGGUUCCUGAGAUGCUAAAAGUGAUUAUGACCUCUGUGUUUUAAUUUCUGAAUAAUCCUGAUGAAAGAAACAACUUAUGCCAGAGAGAAACUAAACUGAACAAAAAAACAUGGAGCUUGUGCUGAAGAGGUAGUUGAACAGCGAUAGUGAGUAGGAACGGGAAGAGAAAGAGAGGUGGCUCUUACACCGUCUGGGCCACAUUCAGUAGGCACCACAUGGAAAACGUCUAACACAACAAAAAUACUUAACACGACCCAUUCAGCUCCCAAUUAAAUAGGAUUGGUGCUGGUUGUGUUGACCUCAUUGUUAUAUGUUAUUGUGCUAUUCUUAUCCUAUGUUAUGGCGCUGAUGUCAAUGUAAUGGUGGUCAUAGUGUUUUCUCUGUUUCAGCCAGAACGGAUAAACCCUGACCUCAACCAGAAAGGCUACAGCGUCAAGUCAGACAUCUGGAGUCUAGGAAUCACAAUGGUGAGUCACAGACAUGAUUGGGACCAAAUCUUGGAUUGAGAUGACGUAAACUGUGCAUUAACGUCAAAUUACAUCCAUUCAUCUCAAAUCGGCAAUCUACCAGAAACAACCACACCAAUUCUAUCAACAGCAGGGUCAUGUUCAUUAGGCACCAAACAGAAGAAAAUGGGACUGAAACGGGGAGGGGCUACCUGAAUUGAUGUUAUUGUAUUCUGUUGCAACAUUAGUUUUACGGUGUACCCUAAUGAAUACAACCCUGGUCUGAGUGAUGAUUCUACUGUGUUGUCUCGUGUGACGAUAAAUACCAGGCUCCAUAGUUGAAAGAUGAGCUCCUGCCUGCUUCUCUCUGUGGGUUAACAAACCUCUGUCAUUCUGUCUGGUCUUCUCCCCCCUGCCCCAGAUUGAGCUGGCCAUUUUGAAGUUCCCCUACGACUCGUGGGGUACACCCUUCCAGCAACUGAAGCAGGUAGUGGAUGAGCCCUCUCCACAGCUGCCCUCGGACCGCUUCUCCCCUGAGUUUGUGGACUUCAGCUCCCAAUGGUGAGCCCAUCUCUCUCUCCCUGUGUGCGUUCCAAAUGGCACCCUCUUCCCUAUAUAGUAUGGAUGGGCAUGAGCACUCGAACAGACGUCAAAACGUGCUUUUUAACCAGAGAUCCAUUUUAUUUUUAUAUAUAUAUAUAUAUAUACUGUAAAACUAUUUGGUGGAAUGGUUCCACACUGAAAAUAUACAAAAACAUUAAUUUAAAAAAGACAACGAGCUGUAUUUUCAUCAGAAUCAUUUAAGCCUAAACCUACUAAACCAAACUGAUGUUGUGGCUGUAAUUCAUCACUGUGCGCAGUGUUCAAUGUGGAAUUGUUAAUCCGUUCAGAAAAUUCCAAAGAACAGGCAGAGUAACCUAAAUCGAAAGUCUGUAGGCCUAUAUCGUAAAGCCAGAUUUUGGUUUGUAACCCUGAAGAAAUUGUAUUUCAACGUGCCAAACUAAGCCCCGUUUCAAAUUAUCACUCUUUGAGAAUAACUGUUCCAGAGGCCAUCACUUAUCACUUCGCACUGGCAACAUUUUUCAUUUGGAAAAAUAUUCUGUUCUGUUUUAUUGUGUUAUAUUAUAUCAUGUUUUUUGCGGUAAAAUAGGUGUCUUGACUGAUAAGUGCUCAGGAAAUUACCGUAUUUUCCGCACUAUAAGGCGCACUUUCAAUGAAUGGCCUAUUUUAGAACUGUUUUCAUAUAUAGGGCGCACCGGAUUAUAAGGCGCAUAGAAUAGAAGAUACUGCAGUCAAACGUUUGACUGGGGUUGCGUUAUGCAUCCACUAGAUGGAGCUGUGCUAAAGGGAAUGUCAACAAAACAGUCAGAUAAAGUCAAACUUUAUUAAGCGUUCUGACAACAAUUUUGGGGUCUUUAUACACACACAAGUGGUGUGGGACUGUGAGUAAGCACAGUACCGGUGUUUACUGACUACGGUAGCCGUAAUGCUGCAUGCGGUGCGGCUUUGUAGUUUACCAGUCGUACUGAAACAUUUCAUUAUUAUUAAAUUGGUUUUAUUGGUUUUUCAUACUGAAACAUUUUGACAGAGCGCCUUGAGCGCCGUGUACAACCAGUAUGGAUCAACCAAUUAACCAAUUGAUCCAUAUAUAAGGCGCUCCGGAUUAUAAGGCACACUGUCGUUUUUUUUAGAAAAUUAAAGGCUUUUAAGUGCGCCUUAUAGUGCGGAAAAUACGGUAACAAAACAAGGCUAUGCCAUUGCAAAGCCAUAGGCUUGUACAAGCAAGCGCCACUGCUGAGGUUACUACCUUUUUGAAGAUUGUGUUCCACAAUAUAAUAUAACCAGUUGAUAUUAUUGUUUCAAGAAAUGAAUCUUAAAUGGCAAUAGUUUUUUUUUUUAUUGAGUGUGUGUAUGUGUACAGUGGGGAGAACAAGUAUUUGAUACACUGCCGAUUUUGCAGGUUUUCCUACUUACAAAGCAUGUAGAGGUCUGUAAUUUUUAUCAUAGGUACACUUCAACUGUGAGACGGAAUCUAAAACAAAAAUCCAGAAAAUCACAUUGUAUGAUUUUAAAGUAAUUGAUUUGCAUUUUAUUGCAUGACAGAAGUAUUUGAUACAUCAGAAAAGCAGAACUUAAUAUUUGGUACAGAAACCUUUGUUUGCAAUUACAGAGAUCAUACGUUUCCUGUAGGUCUUGACCAGGUUUGCACACACUGCAGCAGGAAUUUUUGGAUUUUGACUUCUCCAGAUCCUUCAGGUUUCGGGGCUGUUGCUGGGCAAUACAGACUUUCAGCUCCCUCCAAAGAUUUUCUAUUGGGUUCAGGUCUGGAGACUGGCUAGGCCACUCCAGGACCUUGAGAUGCUUCUUACGGAGCCACUCCUUAGUUGUCCUGGCUGUGUGUUUCGGGUCGUUGUCAUGUUGGAAGACCCAGCCACGACCCAUCUUCAAUGCUCUUACUGAGGGAAGGAGGUUGUUGGCCAAGAUCUCGCGAUACAUGGCCCCAUCCAUCCUCCCCUCAAUACGGUGCAGUCGUCCUGUCCCCUUUGCAGAAAAGCAUCCCCAAAGAAUGAUGUUUCCACCUCCAUGCUUCACGGUUGGGAUGGUGUUCUUGGGGUUGUACUCAUCCUUCUUCUUCCUCCAAACACGGUGAGUGGAGUUUAGACCAAAAAGCUUUAUUUUUAGCUCAUCAGACCACAUGACCUUCUCCCAUUCCUCCUCUGGAUCAUCCAGAUGGUCAUUGGCAAACUUCAGACGGGCCUGGACAUGCGCUGGCUUGAGCAGGGGGACCUUGCGUGCGCUGCAGGAUUUUAAUCCAUGACGGCGUAGUGUGUUACUAAUGGUUUUCUUUGAGACUGUGGUCCCAGCUCUCUUCAGGUCAUUGACCAGGUCCUGCCAUGUAGUUCUGGGCUGAUCCCUCACCUUCCUCAUGAUCAUUGAUGCCCCACGAGGUGAGAUCUUGCAUGGAGCCCCAGACCGAGGGUGAUUGACCGUCAUCUUGAACUUCUUCCAUUUUCUAAUAAUUGCGCCAACAGUUGUUGCCUUCUCACCAAGCUGCCUGCCUAUUGUCCUGUAGCCCAUCCCAGCCUUGUGCAGGUCUACAAUUUUAUCCCUGAUGUCCUUACACAGCUCUCUGGUCUUGGCCGUUGUGGAGAGGUUGGAGUCUGUUUGAUUGAAUGUGUGGACAGGUGUCUUUUUAUACAGGUAACGAGUUCAAACAGGUGCAGUUAAUAUAGGUAAUGAGUGGAGAACAGGAGGGCUUCUUAAAGAAAAACUAACAGGUCUGUGAGAGCCAGUAUUCUUACUGGUUGGUAGGUGAUCAAAUACUUAUGUGAUGCAAUAAAAUGCAAAUUAAUUACUUAAAAAUCAUACAAUGUGAUUUUCUGGAUUUUUUCUGGAAAUUACAGACCUCUACAUGCUUUGUAAGUAGGAAAACCUGCAAAAUCGGCAGUGUAUCAAAUACUUGUUCUCCCCACUGUACAUACAGUGGGGAAAAAAAGUAUUUAGUCAGCCACCAAUUGUGCAAGUUCUCCCACUAAAAAAGAUGAGAGGCCUGUAAUUUUCAUCAUAGGUACACGUCAACUAUGACAGACAAAAUGAGAUUUUCUUCUCCAGAAAAUGACAUUGUAGGAUUUUUAAUGAAUUUAUUUGCAAAUUAUGUUGGAAAAUAAGUAUUUGGUCAAUAACAAAAGUUUCUCAAUACUUUGUUAUAUACCCUUUGUUGGCAAUGACACAGGUCAAACGUUUUCUGUAAGUCUUCACAAGGUUUUCACACACUGUUGCUGGUAUUUUGGCCCAUUCCUCCAUGCAGAUCUCCUCUAGAGCAGUGAUGUUUUGGGGCUGUCGCUGGGCAACACGGACUUUCAACUCCCUCCAAAGGUUUUCUAUGGGGUUGAGAUCUGGAGACUGGCUAGGCCACUCCAGGACCUUGAAAUGCUUACUCCUUCGUUGCCCGGGCGGUGUGUUUGGGAAUCAUUGUCAUGCUGAAAGACCCAGCCACGUUUCAUCUUCAAUGCCCUUGCUGAUGGAAGGAGGUUUUCACUCAAAAUCUCACGAUACAUGGCCCCAUUCAUUCUUUCCUUUACACGGAUCAGUCGUCCUGGUCCCUUUGCAGAAAAUCAGCCCCAAAGCAUGAUGUUUCCACCCCCAUGCUUCACAGUAGGUAUGGUGUUCUUUGGAUGCAACUCAGCAUUCUUUGUCCUCCAAACACGACGAGUUGAGUUUUGACCAAAAAGUUAUAUUUUGGUUUCAUCUGACCAUAUGACAUUCUCCCAAUCCUCUUCUGGAUCAUCCAAAUGCACUCUAGCAAACUUCAGACGGGCCUGGACAUGUACUGGCUUAAGCAGGGGGACACGUCUGGCACUGCUAAUAAUUGCUCCCACAGUUGAUUUCUUCAAACCAAGCUGCUUACCUAUUGCAGAUUCAGUCUUCCCAGCCUGGUGCAGGUCUACAAUUUUGUUUCUGGUGUCCUUUGACAGCUCUUUGGUCUUGGCCAUAGUGGAAUUUGGAGUGUGACUGUUUGAGGUUGUGGACAGGUGUCUUUUAUACUGAUAACAAGUUCAAACAGGUGCCAUUAAUACAGGUAAUGAGUGGAGGACAGAGGAGCCUCUUAAAGAAGAAGUUACAGGUCUGUGAGAGCCAGAAAUCUUGCUUGUUUGUAGGUGACCAAAUACUUAUUUUCCACCAUAAUUUGCAAAUAAAUUCAUUAAAAAUCCUACAAUGUGAUUUUCUGGAUUUUUUUUCUUCUCAAUUUGUCUGUCAUAGUUGACGUGUACCUAUGAUGAAAAUUACAGGCCUCUCUCAUCUUUUUAAGUGGGAGAACUUGCACAAUUGGUGGCUGACUAAAUACUUUUUUCCCCCACUGCACGCACACACAUUUUUUUCCAAUGCGGGCCUUGCCCAUGUGUUCUAAAAGUAGAUUUCUUUACAUUCUGAGUACGCUGAAAAAAAAUCAUGCGAGUACUCGGAACAGUGAAAGAUGUUGAAAUGACCAUCCCUACUAUUUAGUGCACUACCUUUGACCAGGAUCUAUAGGAGAAGAGUUUACGGCCCUGGUCAAAAGUAGUGCACUAUAUAGGGAAUAGGGUGUCAUCCUGGUCAAAAGUAGUGCACUAAAUAGGGAAUAGGGUGUUAUUUGGGAUGCUGCCUAUCUGUGGCCUUACUGAUGAGGCAGUGGAACCAAAUACCACCAGGUGGCACUGCCCUGCUGUCCUCUCCCUGUGGGUCCCCUUCAGCCUGUGCAUCUCUGACUGCUACAACAUAUGAAUGUGGUUGGUGAGACUGAUUGUGGGACUUCCUGGUUAAAUAACUAAAUAGAAACAUUAAAGCCUUCUCCAGGCGUAAUCAGAUCUGAUUAUCUGCCCAGUGUGAAUGUGACCUGGAAAAAUAGACUACCUGGAAAUAAAUCCACCUAAAUCUUGGGGGACAAUCCAGUUGUCCUGACCUAGUUCCACCUUGGCCCGCUCUAUAAAUGUAUUCCUGUUGCUUUCAUGUACUCUUUUGUGGUAAGUUUAUCUGGUGUAAAUGUGUUUUGGUGUACUUAGGGUUGCAUAAUUACAGCAACCUUCCCAGGUUGGAGGAUUCUGGAUUUCCUGCUUAUUCCUUCCUGAUUAUGGGAAUUUUAGGGAAGUUAUCAGAAUAUUGCAACCUUAUGUGUACUAAAUCAUAGGUUGAACCAGAGGACAGGAUCCUCAAAGAUGUUUAGAUGUGUUGGGGGCUCUUACUAAAGGUGUAUUGUAAGAAGUGUCCAGUAUUGAGGUCUGUUUCUCAGUUCUUUGUUUUGUUUUGUCUCUGCAGCUUAAGAAAGAAACCCAACGAGAGACCCGCCUACACAGAAUUAAUGGUUGGUUUUAGAUCCUCAUAAGCAUUUGUUUCUAUCCGUGACCGGUGAAUAUGUUGUUUUUCUCUCUUCAUUCAUGCCGUCUUUGUAAAGGCUCACUUCCUGCUCCGUUUCCUCUGUCAUGUGUCCACAAGAGGACAGGCUUACCCAAGUGAUUAGUCAAACCAUGAUGAUGAUGAUGUAUUCUUGUAUACACAACGCAUGUUUAAAUCCUGUGUGUAAAUGUUUCUGUUGGACUACACUUAUUUUAGGAGUUGUUGACUCAUGGUGUUUUUCUCAUGUAUUUCUUUUUACAGCAACAUCCCUUUUUCACCCUGCAUGACUCCAAAGAAACGGACGUAGCCAGCUUUGUCAAGAUCAUCCUGGCAGACUGACACGCCCCUCCACCCACCAGGGUAGGAGGUAGGUGGGACUUCUCCACCCACCCACCAAUCCCAGGCCUUUCAGAAAGCUCACUGGAAAUGAUCUGCCACACAACUCCAACUUUCUGUCCACCUACCUACCCCACAACAGAGGGGUUUUCCCGAAAGACUGACUACAGCUCACAGAGGCCAUGUGGGAGAGCGCUUGUAAUAUGAACUCAAGAUAUUGAUGUUGUCCACCCAAACUGGAGAGGGUCAACUCGCCCACGGAUCCAACAACCCCUUCCCUUCCUCUACUCCUACAAACUGAACUGAAUCAAACUCCUCACUGUACCAGUUUUCUGAAUGGACAGUGUCAGCAGAAAGUAAAUCUCUCGUUACACAUACUGUAUGUUCCUCACUCUGAAUUACACAAAGAGAAAAAUCGUUCGAUAAAAUGUGUACGUCUCUGUAUAAUUAAUUGAAAAAAUAUAUUUAGCAUUUAUGCCUUUAUUUUUCUGAUACAGUUUGUAAUACUGUAUAUUUUCAUCAAGUAUGAAUUAGCAAGGAAGUGUCUUUACUCUUUCUGAAUCCUAGCAUGAGGUGACCUACAUUUCUCGUCUCACCUUCUGGUGAUUGGUCGGUCAGUGACUGGACGGCAGCAGCUGUCUUCGGGCAGGGUUUGGGGAGGCUCUGGAGGGGUCAGACGAAGUAAGUUUCUUCUUGGGUAAAGUUCAAAGGUGAAAGCGUGACAGGGGGCCCUGGACAAAAGGAAUUGCAAGUCCUACCUAGGAGUCUUUUGUGGCAUGGGAAUGCGAGGCAUCCGAUAUCAUCUGACCUCAAAGACAUGCCCCUAUAUGCAACCCCCACACCCCUCUGCCCCGCCCCUUCCUAAACUCUCUCACCCAUCUGUACACACCCCUCUGCCUCGCCCCUUCCUAACCAUCGCACCCUGCUCUGUCACCAAGAGUGUUGUGAAGAGUGUAUUCUCGUAUAGUACAUGGUGAUGUAAUUGGGGAAUGAUUCUCUUAACUAUCCAGACUAUACUGCAUCUAUCUUCCAGUCCCUCUGAGCCAUUUCAAAUAUGUAUUUUCAUUAUGAAUUAUUAUUACCUUGGUUUCCUGGAUGUGGUCGGGGGCUGCUGUUUGACACGUUUAAUUAUUAUAAUAAUUUUUUUCAUUUCCUUUUCCUGAGUGCAGGACAGGAGCAUGUCAGUAUCGUGUUUCGCCCCCAAAGCACUUAUGUUAACAGAGAGGUCUACGAAGCCUCAUGCCUUACACGUACAGUAUGUUAGGGGAAAUAAUUUAUGUGUGUUGAAGAUGUAAAUACUAUUUUGGACAACUUUUUCUCUUUUAAAUGUAACGUUGGCGAUGUGGCGGCAGAGUGGACGUGUACUCGUGCGCUAUGCGGCUGAUUGAUGUGUACUCGUUAGUUUUAAUGCAGUCGGUGUGUGAGAGAGGUAAACGCAGCCCGCUGACUCCUGUACUCGUCCGUCUGUUUGAUCGAUGAGCUGCUGC